GAAAAUCCAGCUAGAGAAGAAUUUAGAAGAAGAGCGCCAAAUAUUACUGCAACAGCAAAAAUUAUGUCGAAAUCGAGCACGUAAAUAUUUUGUGGAAUCAAACCGGAGAAAAAAAGCUUUUGAAGAGAAAAGAAAAGAACAAGAAGAAAGAGAACACCAAAUCAGAGAACAAAUACUUCAACAAAGAAAGCAGAAAUUUGAAGAAGUUACUGAAAAAUUCCAGCGUGCCCAUAUUCCUCUUUCACAGCGGAGAGCAGCUUUUCAAAAAACAGUUCCUCCAUUAGAAGAGGCUCUCAAACAAAUUCAGGAAUCCAACUUAAAAUCAGAAGUAAACCCUCCCUUUUCCCACAAACCAACAAUAAACUGGAGAGCUGUAAAUUCUGCCUUGCCUUCAGCAUUGCCAAAAGAUAAUCAUAUGCAACAGAAACAUCUCUUAUGCAAAAUUAAUCAUGGUAAAGAAAUGAAGGAAAAUAGCAGGGCAAACUUGGCUACCAACAAAAACAUGUUCCAGCGUAAACUGGAAGAAACUCAGAAACUCUUAGAAGACCAGCAUCUAAGCAGUUUGCAAAAAUUUUGUGAUGAAGUUAAUCAGAUAACCAAUUCUGAAACCUUGUCGAGCAUAGACAGUCUUGAAGCUGGAGAACAUGAAGAAAUAUAUUUAACACUUAAUAAGGAGCCUUCUACACCAAUCCAACAGAAUUCCAUUUCCUUCAAGUCAGCAAAUCUACAGUCAGCUAAUGUAAGCUGCUUUGAUGGAGAUAAACUGUCAUCCUCCAAAACACAACAUAUCAAUAAUUGGCUUACAAAUUUAGAUGUCCCAAAUACUCAGACUUUCACACUUUCCUCAGAUAUUUUAAGUAAACCUACUGUUCUACCAUCAUGGGAACAUUUUAAUAAAAAAGAAAAUUUGUCUACUUCAAGAACCAUGGAAAGAUCCACAAAUACUGCUAAUAAUUCAGUAAGCUUCAUAUAUAGUCCACCUAUAUUUGUACUAGAUAAAAAAAGUGAGCAGACCCCUGAUACUAACGUCACAAAGACAACUGACUCCACUGCUGAAGCAUUCAAAAGGGAGAAAUCCUCAGUUACUGAGAGCCCAACAUUUAAAUUCAGCAAAUCCUGGACCAUUCCAGAUUCUCUGUCACAGGAAGUGGCUAUACUUUCCGACCAAGAGAAAUACUCCGAAUUAACUCAAGAAACGAGAGCAACUUCAACUCCUACUUCAUCUGUUCCAGAGGCAACACCUUUGGUUUUGCCAUCUAAAUCACAAUCAUCUAGGCCUUCAGCAAAGAGCAGUAUAUACAUUAAAGAAAUUGCCGCAGUACAGUGUUCUGAUAAGUUAGAGGACCUGAAAGAUGUUAAAGGGGAAAAGAUAAAAUAUUUUAAUUGUAAUAAGGAAGAGUUACAUUUAGCUUCAGACAAUUUUCAAGCUGCCUGUAUAUCUCACAAUUCUGACUCAAAAGAUAAAAAACAAAAAAUAGCUGAAACAUCAUUGUCCAAUGUGAUUUCUAAUUAUGACUUAGUUGGUCAACCUAAGAAAAUGAAAUACAACAUUCAUGAGAGAAAUGGUGUGAGAUUUCUUAAAAGUAUUUUAAAGAAAGAAUCCAAAUAUGAAUGUAAUUAUCUUAAGACACUAAUUAUAAACCAGGGCUUUAAGUUUGGAAAUCAGAAGGCAGCAGAUAUCAGAGAUAGUAUUGAAUUAACGAAGGAAAAAGGAAAAGAUGCAGAAAUCCCAAGGACUAUUAAAAAACUAAGGUGGUUUGACGAAACUGGUGGUAUAGGAAACAGUGCUGAAGACAGUCAUUCACUGAAAAAUAGAACAGGAAUGACUCAACAGUGGUCUCAGCAAUUCCAUAUUAAAAGUAGUGCUAGUAGCAACAUAAUUAGUGUUCCUGCUUCUGCUGUAAAUUCUGCUGAGAAAGAGAAGUCAAAGGAUGAUUCUGUCUCUGAUAAUGUCACUGCUUUUGGAGAAUCCAGAACAGACCAUGUGCCUUUGAACUGUUUUAAACCUUCACAUUGUAACUUUACUAAACAAGCUUGGCCAGCCUCAGGAAAAGAGGAAAGUAAAACCCCUCUACAUAAUGGUGAUUCUAACACUCAGAAAGGUAAUCCACAAAGAGGUGGAACUAAAGUAAUUAGAAGAACCGGAUCUGCAAAAGUCCAAACAGGCUUUCUGUAUACCAACAGAAAAGGCACCAUCAUUCAGCCACAGUCUGCAAGCAAAACCAAGGCAUUCAUAGAAGCUCAGGGUAAACUAAUUAUACCUCAUCCUCCUCCUAAACCUCCACUGAAUAUUAAAAGUGGUACAAAUAUGCAGGUGUCUCAGUGUCAGUCAGUAAUGCCUGAUAAUUCUCAAAACGUUAUUACCCGUAACUGUUUUAAUUCAGAACAUAUGCUUCCACCAGAACAUAGUUUGAACCAGUGGAAUCAAGAAAGUGCUCCAUUUUCAGAUGCUUAUUCUGACCUUGUCACUGUGAUACCAUCUCUGCCGUCUUACUGUUCUUCUGAGUGCCAAACUUUAGCAAAAAUAAAUCAUCCAAAUGAUACUCAGACAGUUACCCAGCAAGAUGGAACAUUGUAUUGCACUCAAAGAAGUCCUGUUUGUGAAGAAAGUUGUCAGACUUUCAAAAAUAUUAAAGAACAGUCGGUUUCCUUGUGGAAAAAAGAGCAUAAUGUCCUGUGUCAAAAUAAGAAGGCUAUUGAUUCUACCAUUAAGAGAAGAAAACGAAUUGUUGAAAAUAAACAAAGAAGUUUUUUAGAACAGAAAAGACAAAACUCUGGAUCUGUAGGACAGAAGUACAAUGAACAAACGGAUAAUUUUGUCCAGAUAAGUCCAGGUGAGCCAAAACGAACUACAAGAGGUCAUUGUAAUACUGAAGAAGUUUCAGAUAGUACUUCUGAGUUUUUAAUGGCUGAAAACCUCACGAAGGCUUCAAUGUCUGAAGAUGAAAUUCUAACUGUCAUAAAUAGCAAACAACUACAGAAACCAAAUCUAGUUUUAAAUGAGACCCAGCAAUUUAACAUAUGUGCGUUAUCAGCUGAAGAACAGAAGAUCCUUCAAUCUCUUAAUCAUCUCAAUGAAAGAUUACACUAUGUACAAGAAACCAUUUGCCAAAAUUCAUCCAUCAAAAAUACUUUACAAAUAAUACCACUUCUGACCAACCAACCAAGGGCCAAACUAUCUCGUGAUGUUGGAUCCAGAUUGCAAAGAAAAUACUGAUGAAGUGUAACAGUAACUAUUAAAUGGAAUCAUUAUUUUUGAGAAUCUCCUGUAAAUAUAUUAUUAUAUUUCUCUAUUUAUUACUGGUUUAAAACAUGAUAGCCAUAAAAUAAAGGUAAACCAUAACAACUAAUUGAGAUGAAUUGACUG
Molecule: messenger RNA, 3367 nt
Organism: Tupaia belangeri chinensis (Chinese tree shrew)
Lineage: Eukaryota; Metazoa; Chordata; Mammalia; Scandentia; Tupaiidae
Gene: CEP126
Product: centrosomal protein 126
Exons: 10
Coding region: 416-3217 (933 amino acids)
Biological process (GO): cytoplasmic microtubule organization; non-motile cilium assembly; mitotic spindle organization
Cellular component (GO): centrosome; midbody; ciliary base
Source: RefSeq, a predicted model, not a curated record